Messenger RNA from Nyctereutes procyonoides (raccoon dog), 2612 nucleotides. It is a transcript of the gene RBCK1, whose product is annotated as RANBP2-type and C3HC4-type zinc finger containing 1. Bases 476 to 2008 code for a protein of 510 amino acids. Gene Ontology annotation, biological process: proteasome-mediated ubiquitin-dependent protein catabolic process; positive regulation of canonical NF-kappaB signal transduction; protein linear polyubiquitination. NCBI's taxonomy places the organism in Eukaryota, Metazoa, Chordata, Mammalia, Carnivora, Canidae. The transcript has 13 exons. The record is from RefSeq and is a predicted model, not a curated record. Gene Ontology annotation, cellular component: LUBAC complex. Gene Ontology annotation, molecular function: ubiquitin binding; ubiquitin-protein transferase activity.
UGCGGGCGCGGCUGGGCGGCUGCUCUCCUCCCCACCUCGGUCUGGGGCCGCCCCGGAGGGAGUGUGGCUGCCGUCCCGGACGCCGGGGGGCGCUCCCUGCACCGAGAAGAGGGCCCUCCCCGGGGACCAGCAGCGCCCGGCGGUCGGCGUCACUCUCCUCCCCGCACCAGGCCCGUCUCGCCUCCUCUGUCGCCCAUCGAGGGCCUGGCUCGGUGCCGCCUGCCCUUUCACCCCCCCCCCCCUCCGCGGGGUCCCGGUUCCUUCCUACAGCCGGUGCCCGGGGCUGGUGAUGUUACCCGAUUGCCGCUGGGGACACCAAGGCACAAAGAGGGCGCGGGCCGCGCCUGAGGCCGCCUCUGGCCGGGGCUGAGUUGCUGUGGCCGUCCGCCCUCUGCCAGGUGACCCAGGUGACCCAGGGAUAGCGUUUCUCCGGAGCUGCUGCCCCCGCCUGGGGGGAUGGGCGCAACCCCGCCGGAUGGACGAGAAGACCAAGAAAGCCGAGGAGAUGGCCCUGAGGCUCACCCGAGCAGUGGCAGGCGGGGAUGAACAGGUGGCAGUGCAGUGUGCCAUCUGGCUGGCAGAGCAACGGGUGCCCCUGAAUGUGCAACUAAAGCCUGAGGUCUCCCCAACACAGGACAUCAGGCUAUGGGUAAACGUGGAGGAUGCUCAGAUGCACACAGUCACCAUCUGGCUCACAGUGCGCCCUGACAUGACAGUGGCUUCCCUCAAGGAUAUGGUGUUCCUGGACUACGGCUUUCCGCCUGUGCUGCAGCAGUGGGUGAUCGGGCAGCGGCUGGCCCGGGACCAGGAGACCCUGCACUCCCACGGGGUGCGGCGGAAUGGGGACAGUGCCUACCUCUACUUGCUGUCAGCCUGCAACACCUCGCUCAACCCUCAGGAGCUGCAGCGGGAGAGGCAGUUGCGGAUGCUGGAAGAUCUGGGCUUCAAGGACCUCACGCUGCAGCCCCGGGGCCCCCUGGAGCCAGCUCUUACGAGGCCGGGAGUCCCCCAGGAGCCCGGGCGGGGCCAGCCCGACGCCGCGCCCGAACCCCCGCCGGUGGGCUGGCAGUGCCCCGGCUGCACCUUCAUUAACAAGCCCACGAGGCCCGGCUGCGAGAUGUGUUGCCGGGCGCGGCCGGAGGCCUACCAGGUCCCCGCCUCCUACCAGCCGGACGAGGAGGAGAGAGCGCGCCUGGCGGGCGAGGAGGAGGCGCUGCGCCAGUACCAGCAGCGGAAGCAGCAGCAGCAGGAGGGGAACUACCUGCAGCACGUCCAGCUGGAUCAGAGGAGCCUGGUGCUGAACACCGAGCCCACCGAGUGCCCCGUGUGCUACUUGGUGCUGGCGCCCGGCGAUGCCGUGGUGCUGCGUGAGUGUCUGCACACCUUCUGCAGGGAGUGCCUGCAGGGCACCAUCCGCAACAGCCAGGAGGCCGAGGUCUCCUGCCCCUUCAUUGACAACACCUACUCGUGCUCGGGCAAGCUGCUGGAGAGGGAGAUCCGGGCGCUGCUGCCUCCCGAGGAUUACCAGCGAUUUCUGGACCUGGGCGUCUCCAUCGCGGAAAACCGCAGUGCCUUUAGCUACCACUGCAAGACCCCAGACUGCAAGGGAUGGUGUUUCUUUGAGGAUGAUGUCAAUGAGUUCACCUGCCCGGUGUGCUUCCACGUCAACUGCCUGCUCUGUAAGGCCAUCCACGAGCAGAUGAACUGCAAGGAGUACCAGGAUGACCUGGCCCUGCGGGCUCAGAACGAUGUGGCCGCCCGACAGACAACUGAGAUGCUCAGGUCCAUGCUGCAGCAGGGUGAGGCCAUGCACUGCCCGCAGUGCCGGAUUGUGGUGCAGAAGAAGGACGGCUGUGACUGGAUCCGCUGCACCGUCUGCCACACCGAGAUCUGCUGGGUGACCAAGGGGCCGCGCUGGGGACCCGGGGGUCCAGGAGACACCACUGGGGGCUGCCGUUGCCGGGUGAAUGGGAUUCCUUGUCACCCUAGCUGUCAGAACUGCCACUAGCUGAGGAUGGCCCGGUCCCCAGGCUGACUCAGCCCCACAUCCCCAUGCUGCUGUGGGACAGGGCUGGUGCUUUGGCUUGGAUUUCUGGCCUGGGGGGAUGCCUUUGCGCUUGGCUGAUACAGGCCUUGUAGAGACCAAGGCCCCUGAACUGUGUGGAUGGCUUUGUUUGCAAGGGGUGUUGCAGGGGCCUUGCCUAAGCUUGCGGUGGGUAUUGUCCAUGGCUCUGUCUGCCCCAGGGCCUUUGCCCCUCCUCUCAGCUUUUCUCUGUGGCUCUUUCCUCUGCCUGACCCAGACUUAAACACAGCCCUGCUGGAUGGAGCCUCAGAGAGCCCUGUGUGAGUCCACACUCACUCCUUCCACCACCCUCAUCCGCUUAACGUUGAGCACCCAUAACCCACGACUUCCCCAUCAGUUUUCUGGGGCUGACUGUCCUCUGUCUUUGCUGUCGGAGGCCUGGGGCCUCUUAGAGAGCUGCUGCUAAUCCUUUUGGGAUCCAGGAGGAGGGAGACCUGGCAGUGUCUGAAGCACAGCCCAUCAGGUCAGCUUCCAUGUCUCCCUCUUUGCUGCCUGUGUAAGCUAAUUAAAAUGACUUUCCAGGAAGGAA